CACCAUCGUCUCUCAGGUUUUUCUCUGAUGGUACUAUAACCUUUUUAAUGAAUUAGAGAAUCCUACGUCUAAGAAAGAAUGUUUUGAUUCAUUUGGGAGCAGGUGUCAUUUACCUAAAAAAGAAGAUUUGAUUAUAUUUGUUGACAUACAGAAUAGCAAUGUCAGAAGAAAUUUCAAUAAAGGGCUUAAGUCAUGAAAGAGAUAAGAAUGAUUCUACAACGGUGUCGGAAUUAUUUGACAAUGCUUUCGAAAUGUUUAACAAUAUUAAUGCUACGGUAGAACCAACGAACAGUCCGAAAGUACAGUUGGAUAUAAAACGGACAAUGCGUAUGUUUGAGGAUGCAACGAGACUUGUAUCUAUAGUGGAUAUGUUUAGCGAUAACGAAUCUUUUGAAGAAGUAGCCACAGAGAAUAUCAAAUAUUUUUUAUUACCGGCUCUAUUGGGAAAACUUACUAAUCAGUUAUGCAUUACUGAUGAUAGAAUGCAUUUAGUUAAAGUAGCAGAAAUCUAUUUUAUAGAUUUUUUAAAGCGGCUAAAAGCAUAUGGUCUGAUAACAGAUGUUGAAAUACCACAAAUUAGUACAGUUGAUGAGAAAAAGGAAACAGGAGAUAAUGAAGAUACAUCAGAAUUAAGGAUGUUAGAGAAUAUGAUAAUCCGUAGAAAUACAAAGUUACAAAAAUAUCAACAGGAGAAGGAUUUGGAAUCUCGUUUGGAUACUUUAAAGAAGAACUUAGAUAAUCCUAAUAUUGAUGACGAAUUUAAGAGAGAAUAUUUUGUUACUCUUGUAAAAUUAUAUGCAGUUCGAAUCGUUGAUGAUUUAAAUUUCUUGAAAAGGGAGAAAACGAUUUUGGAGAAUAUGAAGGAAAUGAAACCGAUGCAUACUUCGACUUCUGAAAUACAAAAAAAGCAAAAAUCACCAGCUCCAAAACUGCAACCCAUUAUCAUUACACGUGACGAAAUACAAAAGAAAGUUUUUGGAGCAGGCUAUCCAAGUUUACCAGUCUUAACGGUGCAAGAGUUUUACGAGCAAAAGGUCAAGGAUGGAGACUGGCCCGAUUCAUCGCAACAUAAUGUAACCAAUUCUCGAUGUUUACAAAAUGUAGCGAAUAAAGAUGUAAUGGCAAAUAAUGAGGAUAGUGAAACCGUUUUGAAGGAAAAAAAAGAAGAAAAAGAUGAUCCCGAAUAUCUCGAACGACUGCGUGCAAUGGAUGAAUAUAAAGACACACAUCGUCGUGGAUGGGGUAAUCGUGCUAAUAGAAGUUAAGAUGUCUGAGAAUAAAAUUAAUAUAAUUCUAUCCUUAGAAUGUUUUUUUAUGUCUUCGUUUAUAAGACUUUAUGUUUUAAUUACAUUUCAUUGAACUAAAGUAAAGUUGAGAAUCUGUUUUAAAACAGUAAAAUAAGUAAUGGAAGCGGGAGAUGCUAAUCUUUUUAUAGCUUCUGGUUGUUUUUCACUAGUGUCUCACGAGGGAACGUUUCAAAUUGCAAAAGCGAUAUCAAAAAACUAACGCUAUUAGCCGAAAGAUUACAUUGAAAUAGAUAUUCUAAAUAGUCAAAUCUUGAGAUCCUAUAGAUUCUGCAUCCAAUUUGGUAUCAUAUUUGAUCAUUUUAACUUCAAUUAAAAUAUUUCGAGAAUAAUACAUUUUUAGAAAAAAUAUUUCAAAUGAAAAUUGUAUGGUUUGAAGAGAGAGGGCCGUUAGAUGAGCUACGUAUAUUUUAGGUUUAGGGCCUAUUUUGGGCCCAAUAAGACUCAGGUUAAUUUUUUUCUAUAAAAAUGUCUACUUUGUAUUGUAGAUUUGUCCUAUAGAAAAAAAACAAGGAAAUUGUUGCCGGUAAUUUUUCGCUAAACCUCCUUUAAUAGGCGUAAAAUAGUGCUCAAGUACUUUUGAAAUAUAUUCCGGUCAAUGAAGGGAAGACCAGUGAAUAAUUCAGCCGAUGGAGAUGAUAGCCCUAACGAAGGAUAUACAAAAGUACGUACCGGCGUUUUUUUUAUAUCUGAAAAUAAAUUACCUUAAUUGGCUGGAUUAUCUGCUGGUCUUGCCUACGUUGGCCGGAAUAUAUUUCAAAAUAAGAAUUUGAGCGCUAUGUUGCGUUUAUUAAAGGAGGUUUAGCGGAAAAUUACGGGGAACAAAAUUCCUUCUUUUUUCCAUAGGAUACGAAUUUACAAUAAAAAGUAGGCAUUUCUAUAGAAAAAAAAUUAAUCUGGGUCUUAUUGGGCCCAAAAUAGAUCCUAAACCAAAAAUUUAAGUAGCUCAUCUAACAGUCCUCUUUAAACCC
This is a messenger RNA of Trachymyrmex septentrionalis, 2275 nucleotides long. It is a transcript of the gene Tap42, whose product is annotated as immunoglobulin-binding protein 1b. Gene Ontology annotation, molecular function: protein phosphatase 2A binding. The record is from RefSeq and is a predicted model, not a curated record. Gene Ontology annotation, biological process: regulation of signal transduction; regulation of dephosphorylation. Gene Ontology annotation, cellular component: cytosol. NCBI's taxonomy places the organism in Eukaryota, Metazoa, Arthropoda, Insecta, Hymenoptera, Formicidae. The coding region runs from base 159 to 1265 and encodes 368 amino acids. The transcript is spliced from 4 exons.